CUCCCCUCGCCCCUCCCCACCCCCAUCCCACAAACGCACAAAACCAUCAUCGUCAUCUUUUCCUCCCCGUCCCCGCUCAGGAGGAAACUCGAAAUUUGCCUCGAAACCCGCAAAGUCGAAGCUCCUCUCGCAGGGCACGAUCCGCUCGGAGUUCGUACGUUCUGACUCAAAUUCUCGUUCGGGUUCUGGGGGACGGAGUCGUGAGGUUGGAAGGAGCAGAGACAGGGACGCCCGAAAGGCGGGGGACGGCGAGGAAAGGGAUCGAAGAGGAGAUAGACUUACGGCGAGGGCUGACGAGGGCGUGAGCGAAGGGGAUAGUAGGGACAGAGACAGGCAACGUACCAGACGAGCCAAGCCUUCAAAAUGGCAAAAAGAAGCCGAGGGGAGCGGAUUAUGGUCUUAUUCGAAGGACAAGAACGCGCGUAGGGCUGCGAACGAUGACUAUGGGUCGUCUGCAGAGCACUCAGGAUCAGGCUCAGGAUCAGGAGCAGGCUCAGGCUCAGGAUCAAAGGGCCUAACACCACUAACAACUUCAAGCACCGUCACAUUCACCUCUUCCUCCCCCUCUGUUCCUUACAACGAAGAGCACGUCAGGUUAUAUCCCGAGUCUCGGUCUAUACAAGAUGAAUUCGAUUUCUCAGCACCGGCACCCUCUUCCAACUCUACCUCCUCCUCAAAAACCACCACUUCCACCUCGAGCACGACAACUGCGGCAAAAGAGACAGACCUCCUAACAACCUUCGCCUCACCCCCACUCAUGCCCGGCCUCGUCGAUUCGCUUAAAGAUGUUCUCGGCGCGCGCGCGAAGCCGACGGCUAUACAGGCGCUUGCGAUGCGGUGGUUAUUGAAGCCUUUUUCUGAGCCCGCGGAGUCUACCUUCACCGCCAACUUGGACGCGGAGUCGACGAGCGAAGUGAAUGGAGAGGUAGAGGCAGAACCAGGGAACGAGGCAGAGGCAGAGGCAACAGAGAACACGCAGGGAUACCGCCAAUUCCUACUCGCAUCCGAAACAGGCUCUGGAAAAUCAAUAGCCUAUUUCCUCCCCCUCCUCCAAUCGCUCAAACAAUCCGAACUUUCUUCCUCUUCAUCCACCCAGCUCCCUCAUGAUUCACGCCGCCCACCAGCCCCGCUCAACCCCCGCGCCCUCAUCCUCGCCCCGACACACGAGCUCUCCCGCCAGCUCGCGAGUUUCGGGAAAGGAUUGAUCCAUAAUAUUAAAUUGAGAGUGAUGAGCGCGAGCCGGGCGAACGUGCCUAAUGACGGGCGUUCGUCUUCCUCCUCCCACUCCUCCUCUCAGUCCUCCGAGCUCAGCAUGAGGGCAGGAACGGGAGGAAGGAAUAUGUCGGCUUCACGAAUGGCCAAAGCAUGGGACGGAGAGAACGAAGAAGGUGAAUUCGAAGUGAACGGGAGUUCUGUGCGCGGAAAGGGAAGGGACGUGGACGUGCUCGUGGGGACGCCGAAGAGGUUAUUGGAGAUGGUGAUGGGGCAUGGGUGGGAUCGGGAGGCGAGGAGGAAUGCGGAGGCUGCAACUGCGGAGAGGGGAGGGAGGAAGUGGGUCGUGGGGCCGAGGGAGGUUGGGUUGGAGGGGGUGGAGUGGGUGGUUGUGGAUGAGGCGGAUACGUUGCUUGACUCGGACUUCAAACAAGAGACUACCCGUCUACUUUCCGAAAUCGCAGCCGCACGGGGAUACACCGUCCCUCCCUCCCCUCCAGCCUCCACCACCACCACCACCACCACUUCCACACCCUCUUCCACCCUCCCCCACGCCUACCCCUUCAACUUCAUCCUCACCUCCGCCACCAUCCCCACCUCCCUCUCCACCUACCUCUCCACCUAUCACCCCACCCUCACCCGCCUCGCCUCUCCCCGUCUACACCGUUUCCCGACCAACCUCCGCAUCGAACAUCACCCAUACACGACCGGAAACCCCUACGCCGACAUCGAACGCAAGAUCAAGUUCAUCUGGGCACAACAAGCCCUCGAGGGGUCCGGUGCCAGCGUCAACGGGGGAACGAAGGGCAAGAAGACGAAGAUGGUGAUAUUUAGGCAGAAGAAGACGCAGGCGGUGGAGCUGGGGAAGUUUUUGAGGGAGAGGGGGUUCAAGGUCGUUGUCGUCACGGGUGGAGGGGGAAACGUGAGCGUCGAGGAUGCGGGGAGGGCGUAUGGUUCCAAUCGGCAUAUUCAGCCCUUCUUAAACCCUGCGCGCUCUUCUUCCUCCUCCUCUUCCUCUCGCGCUCCUGAACCGGCGAGGAAGGAAAAGGAGGAAAAUGAGGAUGAGCCAAGAAUAUUGAUCAGCACCUCGCUCCUCGCCCGCGGCCUCGAUUUCGCACCGGAAGUGACGCACGUACUCAUGGUCGACCCGACGCGGAACACGGCGGACUUUUUGCAUAGGGCGGGGAGGACGGCGAGGGCGGGACGGGAGGGGACUGUUGUGCUUUUUGCGAAGGAGGGGAGGGGGAGCGAGAGGGGGAGGGAGUUGAGGAAGAGGGUGGAGGAGUUGAGGAAGAGGAAGUGAGCGUGCGCGGCGAAGAGGCGACAUUUGCGCGUCGGGAUAAUUUAUCUUUGUAGGCAUACAUCAAUUGCAUCAC
This is a messenger RNA of Stereum hirsutum FP-91666 SS1, 2588 nucleotides long. Its product is annotated as P-loop containing nucleoside triphosphate hydrolase protein. The record is from RefSeq and is a predicted model, not a curated record. Gene Ontology annotation, molecular function: ATP binding; nucleic acid binding. The transcript has 2 exons. NCBI's taxonomy places the organism in Eukaryota, Fungi, Basidiomycota, Agaricomycetes, Russulales, Stereaceae. The coding region runs from base 758 to 2515 and encodes 585 amino acids.